Trichomonas vaginalis G3 is the source of this 1260-nucleotide messenger RNA. Its product is annotated as protein of unknown function, DUF563 family. NCBI's taxonomy places the organism in Eukaryota, Parabasalia, Trichomonadida, Trichomonadidae. Gene Ontology annotation, molecular function: glycosyltransferase activity. Bases 1 to 1260 code for a protein of 419 amino acids. The transcript has a single exon. The record is from RefSeq and is a predicted model, not a curated record.
AUGUUUCAAUUGGAGCAGGAACAAUUUAUCGAUGCUUUCAGUAAUAUUAACUUCACACAAAACGAUGCGGGCGUUCAUGAACUUCAAAUCCAUCCUGGAAUAAAGGUUCUUCAUAAUUUUUCUGCAAUAAGAACAGAAGAAACAUUCUUUAGUGCUGGCCACAAAAUCUUUGUUACAGUAUUCGAUAGUGGAUUCAUGAAGGAGUAUUUCCUUUAUCUCCCACCAUUUGACAGUUACAUUCCGAAAGGUCUAACUCCGAAACAGACAGACCUUUUCUGGAAACAAGAGGAAAAUCAUAUACAUUACUCAGAUUUCCAUAUUCCGCAUAUUGAUGUUGUAUGGACUGUUAAAAAUGGAAUUUCAUCACUUUCUAAUGCUCAUUCUUGUCGCAAAAGCAACUCUUCUCAUCAUCUAAACUUCUGCAAAUGGCCUACGACCGUUAAUAAUCCAGAAAUCAAAGGAACGGCCUUAGUUGUCGGCAGCCAUCAGAUAAACUACUUCCAACACUUUUUUGAUAACGGGUUACCGCAUUACGCCGCUGGCUCUCUCGCCACAGGUAUUUCUCCCCAAAUGAUAACUGUUGUUUCUACAGCCUGCAAUCCAGUAACGAUAGAAACUCUAGAAAAACUCGGCUACAAGUCGCGCCAGAACUGUCAAAGCGAUGGAAAGCAAGUUAGUGCCGAGUUACUUAUCAUGUGCACUGCAACUCGAGUUGUCCAUCAUUAUUUCUUCGACUGGUACCAGGAGCUAAUGAGGAUACCGAUAGCUGAACGUUCUAAAGUCAUUUUACUGCCAAGAGGCAAAGGGAGUGGCGGAAGAGGUAGUAGAAUCAUUCAAAAUCUCCAUGACAUUGUCCCUCAUCUCAGUAAAAUCUUCGGAUCCGAAAACGUCAUCAUUCACGAUCAAAAUUCUCCAGAAAAGACACUUUCAGCACUAAUCAAUAAAUUCAGUACCGCGAGAUACAUAAUUGGGCCUCAUGGAGGAGCUUUUUAUAACCAAUUCUUUUCUGGAACAAAUACAACAAUUGUGGAAAUGCUUCCUGUCAAAGAGAACGGAUAUUACCCAGAACAAACUGGUCCAAGAUCGAUGUCAUUUGCACACUUGGCUAUGUACACGAACACAGAAUGCUUACACCAAGAUUUUUACAGAUACUAUACAAUAAGUGAUCAGAUCAACUAUAAUAUUAAUAUAACCGAUUUCAUGAAUUGGUUUAAAUUUAAUUUUAGAAAUGAUACUUUUGUUGUUAAUGCUUCUUCAUAA